AUGGCCGCAAAUUUUUGGACUUCAACGCAUGGAAUGCACUGGUUACUUAGUCGUCAUGCUCUCGCUGAAUGUAGAAAAGUAGAUUUAAAAGUCGUGACUGAACAAGAGUUAAUCAAAGUUAACAUAUGGUUCGCACAAAUAAUAACUGAACUUGGAAGAAAACUCUCAGUACGUCAAGUAAUUAUUGCAACGGCCAUUACUUAUUUCAAACGAUUUUAUACAAGAAAUAGUUUUAGAAAUACCGAACCUAAUUUAGUCGCCGCCACAUGUAUGUAUUUAGCAUGCAAAAUUGAAGAAUCUCCACAUCAUAUAAAAACCGUUAUCGCAGAGAUGAAAGCAAUCAUUAUAGGAGGAAGUUUUCCAUAUGAUAAUCAAAAAGUAGCAGAAAUGGAAUUUUAUUUAUUAGAAGAGUUAGAAUUUAAUAUGAUAGUAUUUCAUCCAUAUCGUUCGUUAAUGACAUUGGCACAGGAUCUAGGUACCAAAAAUGAUGAUGUACAAUGGGCUUGGGGGGGGGCUCAGUAUGGUGAUUAUUCGCUUACAUCGACUACAAGUAAUGCGAAUAAUAGCGGUGCUGCUGCUGGAGUAACCACAAGAAAUGCAAGAAGGGGUGCUGGUAAUAAUGCUGGUAAUGUUAAUGAAACUCCGAAAGUAAAAGAUAUUAGAUUAUGGUUCGCUCAAUUAAAUGUUGAUUCGGAACAGAAUGCACAAGUUUAG
Molecule: messenger RNA, 714 nt
Organism: Funneliformis caledonium
Lineage: Eukaryota; Fungi; Glomeromycota; Glomeromycetes; Glomerales; Glomeraceae
Source: the annotation of a GenBank genome assembly